Messenger RNA from Cuscuta epithymum, 3513 nucleotides. NCBI's taxonomy places the organism in Eukaryota, Viridiplantae, Streptophyta, Magnoliopsida, Solanales, Convolvulaceae. The record is from the annotation of a GenBank genome assembly.
AGCAAAUCGUUUAAAAAGAUACUCGUAAAAAUUGGACAAGACACUCUAUCAAGUGCCUUGUUGUGUAUACAAGAGUAAAUGAAGAAGUUGUAGGAAAUACUGAGAGUUAAGAAAAUGAAGCCACUUGCAUGGAUGGGUUCUCUGUGGAUCCUGCUCGUGGGUGGAGCGGCGGAAAUUCCUCCUGGCUCAGUCCUCUUAGCAUCCGACCCGAAUUCUAGCUGGCCAUCUCCCAACAACACCUUUUCUCUCUCAUUCAUCCCCGACCCCGAGGAUCCCAACCACUCCUUCGCCGCAAUCAGCUACGAUGGAAGAACCCCCAUCUGGAAGGCUGGCGCCGCCGCCCUUGACUCCUCUGCUGCUUUCCGGUUCCUCUCCAACGGAGAUCUUCAGCUCACCGGUGGACCUUCUUCUUCUCCCACCGUUGCCUGGAGCUCGAACACCGCCGGCCGCGGUGUAUCCUCCGCCCACCUUGACGACUCCGGUAAUCUCGUUCUUAAGAACGCCACCGUUUCGAAUAUCUGGUCUACUUUUGACAAUCCUGCCGACACCAUCGUUCCCUCCCAAAAUUUCACCCUAAACCAAGUUUUGAAAUCGGGGAACUUCUCCUUCAGGCUGAGGCAAAACGGCAACUUAACGCUUCUGUGGAACGGUUCGAUUGCUUAUUACAAUUCCGGGUUGAACUCUUCCUCCAACGCGAACUUGAGUUCCCCCAGUUUGGGAAUAGCCCCAGUCGGCAUCCUAUCGCUUUUCGACCCGAGCCUUCCCAUUCCCUUGAAUGCGGUGUAUAGCAGCGACUAUGCCGAGGAGGGAGAUAUCCUCAGGUUCGUGAAGCUCGACAGCGAUGGCAAUCUCCGGAUUUAUAGCUCCGCGAAGGGGACUGGAGUUGCCAAUGUCCGAUGGUCUGCUUUGAGUGACCAAUGUAAGGUUUUUGGGUAUUGUGGGAAUUUGGGGAUAUGCAGUUACAGCAAUUCCGGUCCCAUUUGUGCCUGCCCUUCUGCAAAUUUCGAGCCUGUCGAUCCUGAAGACGGCAGAAAAGGGUGCAGGAGGAAAGUCGAACUGGCCAACUGCCCUUCGAACCGCAGCAUGUUGCAAUUGGAUCAUGCUAUGUUCUUGACCUAUGAUCCCGAACUGGCCGAUCAGAGUUUCACUGAAGGCAUUUCGCCUUGCAAGCUUAACUGCCUCGUCAAUUCCGCUUGCAUUGCUUCUACGUCAUUGGCAGACGGGACGGGGUUCUGUUACCAGAAACUGCCUACUUUCGUCAGUGGGUAUCAGUCUCCGACCCUGCCCAGCACUUCGUUCGUAAAGGUCUGUGGGACCCUAUUGCCCAACCCAUCCGGCACAUCGUCGCCUGGAAGCCUCAAGAAGGUGAGCAGAGGGAAGGUGGAGUGGUGGGUGGUCGUAGUUGUUGCCUUAAGUACACUUUUGGGCUUGGUUUUGAUAGAGAGCGGUUUAUGGCUGUGCUGCUUUAAAAACAGGCGCAAAUCGGCCCCAUACGUCGUCCUCCAUGAGUACGCAUCGGGUGCGCCCCUUCAGUUUUCAUACAAGGAGCUCCACCGAGCGACGAAAGGGUUCAAGGAGAUGCUCGGAUCAGGGGGGUUCGGAGCGGUCUAUAGAGGCGUUCUCGCCAAUAAAACUGUCGCCGCCGUGAAACAGCUGGAGGGAAUCGAGCAAGGGGAGAAACAGUUCCGGAUGGAGUUCACCACCAUUAGCAGCACUCACCAUUUGAAUCUGGUGCGACUGAUUGGGUUUUGUUCUGAAGGACGGCACCGCCUACUUGUGUAUGAGUUCAUGAAAAACGGCUCGCUCGAUCAGUUCCUCUUUCCUUCAUCUUCCUCAGAAAGCAAGCCUCUUUGUCUGAACUGGCAACAGCGAUAUAACAUAGCCCUGGGAACUGCAAGGGGGAUAGCAUACCUUCACGAAGAGUGUAGAGAUUGUAUCAUUCAUUGUGAUAUAAAGCCUGAAAAUAUUCUGUUGGAUGAAGGUUACAAUGCGAAGGUUUCUGACUUUGGCUUAGCCAAACUUAUCAACUCUAAACAGCAGAUUAAGGACCGAACCUUGACGAGCAUUAGAGGGACCAGAGGAUAUUUUGCUCCGGAAUGCCUAGCAAACCUACCUCUUUCCACCAAAUCGGAUGUUUACAGUUACGGGAUGGUUCUGUUGGAGAUGAUAAGUAGGAAAAGGAAUUUUGAAGUCUCUGCGGAGACGAACCAGAGAAGGUUCUCUGUGUGGGCGUAUGAAGAAUACGAGAAGGGUAAUUUUGUGGGAAUCUUGGACAAAGAGCUUCACGUCGAAGACACAGAUGUGGAUCAACUAAUGAGAGCUGUUCAAGUUAGCUUUUGGUGCAUACAAGAGAAAGCAUCUCAGAGACCGGCAAUGGGCAAGGUGAUUCAGAUGUUAGAAGGCGUUUGUCAGAUUGAUAGGCCGCCGACGCCUACUGCCAGUCUGACAGAGAAGGGUUGCAUUCGUGGAAGUAGUAGUAGUAGUGCAUAAGUAUAAACUCUGGUAGUGCAAUAUCUCUUUCCUCCUUCACAGAAGCCUCUCUGCACAUCCUCCCUCGCCAGCGUCUUCCUUUCAUACUUCAGCAAUUAUAUCUUCUUUUUCUGCACAGCAGAAUGUUGAGCGGGGUUGUUCAUCACUCUUGCAUGCAGAAUAAGUUCCAACUUCACUCUCCCAGCUCAUCCAUGAGAUGAGUGCCUGUUUAAAUAAUUUAUUUGGACGUACAAUUGUAGAUUUUUAUCCAUUCUUCCUUGGAGAAUUAAUGAAUUAUACUCCUUCCUAAUAGACUAAUAUAUUUAGGAAUCUGCCUAAUAUCUAUUUAGGAAUCUGACUAAUAUUUAUUUAGGAAUACUUUGUAUUUUGGAAACUCUUCUAUUAUAAAUAUAUCUGUCAGCACUCCUAUUGGAGUACACUUUCCCAUUAUUUCACAUGUUAUCAAGAGCUCUAGGUUUUUAGACACAUUUUUUCUCUCUUUUUUUUCCGGUUCCCAUGAACCCUAGUACAGCCGCUGCCGCCUCGGGGUCGAUUGCCGCCACAUCUACGGCAUUCUCCGAGCCUUUGAGGAUGAGCGCGACUGAUAUGGCGCAGAUCACCUUCUCCGCGUCGCUGACCACGGUGUUUGCUUCCAGCGUACCGUUGAGUUCGCCGCCUGCUGCUGCCUAUGUCCGCGCAGCCCACCUUUUCUCCGUCGCUGACCACGGUGCUUGCUUCAAGCGUGCUGUUGAGUUCGCCGCUUGCUGCUGCAGACAUCUAUUCUCAUGGAGAUCUCAUUGUCAAAGAUGUGCCUUCUAAUCUUCCGCUGACGGACAUAUUUACUAAGAGUUUUUUUUAGUUCGCACUUUCAUUUUUUAAAAGGACAACCUGCACGUUGUAUCUCCCGCACAGUUUGAGAGAGUGUAAUAGACUAAUAUAUUUAGGAAUCUGCCUAAUAUCUAUUUAGGAAUACUUUGUAUUUUGGAAACUCUUCUAUUAUAAAUAUAUCUGUCAGGACUCCUAUUGGAGUACCAUUUCCCAUUA